Molecule: messenger RNA, 663 nt
Organism: Camelina sativa (false flax)
Lineage: Eukaryota; Viridiplantae; Streptophyta; Magnoliopsida; Brassicales; Brassicaceae
Source: RefSeq, a predicted model, not a curated record
AUGCUGCCGAAUCUUCCCCCGGAAUUGGUAGAGGAGAUACUCUCUAGAGUUCAGGCAACAACUUUGACUCGGUUAAGAUCUACUUGCAAACUAUGGAACAGUUUAUUCCAAGACAAAAGAUUCGUCGAGAAGCACAAGCACUUAGCGAAACAGUUCGGGGUCCUCAUGUUGAAGGACUAUAGAGUUUGUCCGAUGAGUGUAGGCAAUCUCCAUGAUGAAAUCAACAAAAACGUUGCUGCUCCAUCUAGAGAACUUAAGGAGGGAUUUGACCUAAAGGAUUCUCGUUUGAAAUCAUCAGACCAAGUCGAUGUAUCCGAAAUAUUUCAGUGCGAGGGUUUAUUAUUGUGCACCACCAAGGACAAUAGUCUCGUGGCUUGGAACCCUUGUACUGGUCAAACCAGGUGGAUCCAACACAGUUUACUUAACAAGAGAAAGUCUAUGUUUUUCCUUGGAUACGGAAACAACAAGUCUUGCCGUAACUACAAAAUCUUGAGGUAUUGGGAUGAUGGCAAGCUAUGCAAACAAGUUGUGGAGUUUGAAAUUUAUGACUUUAGCUCUGAUUCAUGGAGGGUUCUCAAUGACGUCACUUGCAACUGUAUCCCGCAACUAAAUGGCAUGUCUUUGAAGGGAAAUACUUAUUGUUUUGGUUUGUAUAAGGUAUAA